This is a messenger RNA of Pisolithus orientalis, 3113 nucleotides long. RefSeq names its product Mechanosensitive ion channel-domain-containing protein. The transcript is spliced from 11 exons. Gene Ontology annotation, biological process: intracellular calcium ion homeostasis; calcium ion transmembrane transport. Lineage: Eukaryota; Fungi; Basidiomycota; Agaricomycetes; Boletales; Pisolithaceae. Gene Ontology annotation, cellular component: membrane. The record is from RefSeq and is a predicted model, not a curated record. The coding region runs from base 298 to 3000 and encodes 900 amino acids. Gene Ontology annotation, molecular function: calcium ion binding; calcium channel activity.
AACUCUCCGAUGGAUGUCUCAGAGCAAGUGUCGAGGGCAACCAGUAUUUCAUAUCCGUGGGAGCUGGAUACAUGUAUGGGAGACCUCAGACACCGUAACGAUAAGGGAAACCCUCUCUCUUCCCGCCAGUAGCAUUGAGUGGAGCAUCGGUGGAUACUCAGGCCACCUCCAUUCCUUCCUCUCACCAUCCAUCGCUGCGAGUCCCUAUCACGAACGCGUCGUGAAUAACUUGAUGUGACCUGGUGGAAAGCGUCAGGAAGAAAAACAUACGUAAAUUAACAGUUUCCGCGCGACUUGAUGAUGGGCCAGCUCCACCCUGCACCAACACUCCCACUACCGCACGGCGCUUUCACGCCUCGCGGCGACGAGCCAGAAGACUACAAGUCGACAGACUUGUCACGUCUUCCACCCAGUACAUCUGUUACAAGCGUGUCUCAGGCUGACUUUUGGGACGCGUCGGCAUCCCAUUCCCAAGAAAGACUCGUAUCAAGCCCCUCGAUACUACCUUCGAUGGGGAAUAGACAAAACAGCCAGUGUUCAAGUUCCGAGCAGAACACCAAGCAGUCUGCCAGCCAGAGACCGACGGUUCAUUAUCCUGACAACGUCACUCGCGCCCCAAGUCCAAGCUACUUCAAUACUCCUCCCAAGAUAGACACUGUACCAUCCUCGACUGCCGGAAGCGACGCAGAGGAUGAAGAGGACGAUGACUUCGAUUGGAGCGGGGACGACGACUUGGCAGAGGAAGAAGCCAAGUUUGAAAAGCAGACUGGUGUUAAGCUCAAGUCUAGGCACUCGCUGUUGAGACUGUUCACCUUCUUGUUCUCUACCCUUGUUGGCUCGAUUUUUCUUGCAGGCGUCCUGGUGACGCCAGCAUUAAUUGUUCAUUUCUUUUGGUAUAAACCUCAUCCAACCGACCACCGCCGCUACGUCUCCCAGAAUGUGGAGGCAUGGCUGUUCUGGGCCGCUGCCAAUGUUGUUAUAUCCUGGGGACUCGCCAUGAUUGUGGACAUAAUACCUGUCAUCAUACGGAUGUUGAUAUCCUUGUCUUGGGGUCAUGUCUCGGAGGAAACCAAGACACGCAUCGAACUGUACAAUGCCGUCAAAGAUACCCUUAAACCUGUGCUGUAUGCGGCGAGUGCAUGGAUCAGUUGGAUCAUUCUGUUCCAAAACAUUUUUCAACUGCACGACAGCUCUGAGGCUCAAAGUUAUGCCGCGUACACCGACCGUGUCGUUCAAGUCAUCGAGUUUCUGUUCUUCUUUGCGCUAGUGUUUUGUGCUCAAAGAAUGCUGUCUCACGCUAUCGCUUUCGCAUUCCAUCAGACAGCCUAUCGGGAACGCCUCCAGGAACUGAAAGUUGGCCUCCGUGUCAUCGAACAGCUGCGCACAUUUAAACCAAAACACCGGCACGCUAAAUCGAGUAGCCACGCACCUAUGUUCUCCAUGCUUGGUUUCAUGACCCCUUUCAGUGGAGAGAAGGAGCCCAUUGGCUCUCAUGCGAAUCGUCAGCAUUCUAGUCCAGCCGAUACAACGGACGACGCAGAUGAUGCAGAUGAUGAGCACGUGUUAAAGGGUCGAAAAGGAAAGGGCAAACGCAAGCUAAGGGAGUCAAAGACAUUUGAACAAAUGGUCGAGAAAACGCCGACAGAGACGCCAGCCUCGGAGUACCCUUCCCCAGCUGCAUGUGUAUCAGACACCGAUUCCCCACAUGGGGUGCCGGGUACCCCUCACCGAUACCCUCCAACACCUGUCCGUCGGUUGUCCGGGACAGACCAACAACAUGAGGACUUCAACCCUGCCGUUCAAGCUGCUAGAGUUCUCAAGUCUGCUGUCCUUCACGACGCACGUAACAUCAAAGGCAACAACUAUGACCUGAGCAAACUCGUGAGCAGCGUUAACACUGCACAGGAGGCCAAGCGUCUGGCCAGAGCUAUCUAUACCACAUUCCGUGAUCGUCAUCGACAAUACCUGGUUCCCUCGGACUUUUACCCUGCGUUCCACACACAUCAGGAGGCACAAGAUGCUUUCCGUGUCUUCGACAGAGAUAAUAAUGGUGAUAUAUCACGCUCUGAGAUCAAGUCUACCGUGUUGCGGAUCUAUAAGGAGCGGCGCUUUCUGUCGCGGAGUAUCCGUGAUGCAGGGGCAGCUCUGAAGCUGCUGAAUCAAAUCUUAUUGUUUAUUGCUAUCAUCAUGCUGUUCUUCAUAUCGCUCAGCGUAUUCGGCGUGGACGUCACGCAAUCGCUGACCAGCGUGUAUACCUUGGGCAUUGCUGCCAGUUUUGUCUUCAAAAAUUCCGCAAGUAAUGCGUUUGAUGCGAUUAUGUUCUUGUUUGUGACACACCCGUUCGAUACCGGUGAUCGCUGUUUUAUUGAUACUGAGAAUCUCGUUGUUAAAAAGAUGGGUUUAUUUGCGACGGUAUUCCUUCGCUCCGAUGGCACAGAGAGUUACUAUUUCAAUAGUCAGCUCUUCACAAAAUUCAUAACCAACGUUCGCCGCAGUGAUAAAAUGGCGGAGGGACUUACAAUGCAAGUGGCAUGGCGUACACCGCUUGCGAAGUUAGAUGAACUCGAGAAACUUCUCAAUGAAUGGCUCGCAACUGAAGAGAACAGGUGGUUCGAGCCUUCGACCUCGAUUAUGUUGCAGAGCAUCAACUUCCAACGCUACCUAGAAAUCACCAUUGCCAUACCUCACAACUCCACAUGGCAGGACUGGGGUUUACGAACUACAUGCAGGACAGCAUUCCACGCUGCGGUACAAUACUACUGUCGGCAGCUCGGUAUCGUCUGCUUUGAGUCUCCGAUGCCUAUCGAAUUUGCGGAUGCCGACACGCAGUUGUUUACUCCUUCGCCAGAGGCUGACGCCGGAUUUGAAAAUGCAUCAGGUGAGGGUGAUGGGGCGGCACGGAAUCUUUUGGGCUUUACGCCACCUCAUUCGACUGGUUCACAUUUGAGGGCGAGGAAGAGCAGAAGUCGCAAGGCAGCUAUGCGUACUGCUGAUGGUUGACUUAGAAUGUCUUUCGCAAUGGAAGUUUUGAUAGGAAUGCUACAUAGGUACAUUUCAAUGAGAACGUCGUGGACGGUCUCCGAGAUGUGCUCCCAAGUCACGUGUCACGAGUA